AUGUCCAAGGACGAGGUCAAGAAGGAUAAGAAGUCCAAGAGGAAGUCCGAGGUGGUCGCCAUGGACGUCGACGGCGACGUCUCGGUCGCCACGGCCGUCGUCGCCGCGUCGCCCGAGAAGAAGGACAAGAAGGAAAAGAAGGACAAGAAGGACAAGAAAAAGGACGAGGCGGCCAAGGACGACGAGGGCGGCGACGCCAAGAAGGAAAAGAAGGAAAAGAAGGAGAGGGAGGUCGACGAGGUGCCCGCAGAGGCCAUCAGCGCGAUUGCGAGACCGCUGGCGACCAAGGACCUGUCGAAGCAGGUGUACAAGACGAUCAAGAAGGCGACCAAGUCGCGCGGCCACGUCAAGCGCGGCGUCAAGGAGGUGGUCAAGGCGCUGCGCAAAAACGAAAAGGGCCUCGUCGUCCUCGCCGGCGACAUUUCGCCCAUCGACGUCCUGUCGCACAUCCCCGUGCUGUGCGAGGACACGUCGAACCCGUACAUUUUUGUCACGUCCAAGGACGCCCUCGGCGCCGCCGGCGCCACCAAGCGGCCCACGUCGUGCGUCAUGAUUGUCCCCGGCGGCGGCAAAAAGGCCGCCGCAAAGGGCAAGGAGGCCACCAAGCAGAAGGAGGAGUACCAGCCCGAGUACGAGAAGCUGCACAAGGAGAUCCAGGCGCUCAGCGAUAGCGUGGCAAUGGCCUAG
Molecule: messenger RNA, 687 nt
Organism: Pseudozyma flocculosa PF-1
Lineage: Eukaryota; Fungi; Basidiomycota; Ustilaginomycetes; Ustilaginales; Ustilaginaceae
Exons: 3
Coding region: 1-687 (228 amino acids)
Biological process (GO): rRNA pseudouridine synthesis; snRNA pseudouridine synthesis
Cellular component (GO): box H/ACA snoRNP complex; nucleolus
Molecular function (GO): box H/ACA snoRNA binding
Source: RefSeq, a predicted model, not a curated record